Messenger RNA from Helianthus annuus (common sunflower), 1182 nucleotides. RefSeq names its product F-box protein At5g18160. The record is from RefSeq and is a predicted model, not a curated record. Lineage: Eukaryota; Viridiplantae; Streptophyta; Magnoliopsida; Asterales; Asteraceae. The transcript has a single exon. Bases 1 to 1182 code for a protein of 393 amino acids. Gene Ontology annotation, molecular function: protein binding.
AUGUCAGACUACUUACCGAUCGAAAUUCAAGUGGAAAUCCUGAAAAAGCUUCCUGUGAAAUCGUUAAUUCAAUGUCGCUCGGUCUCUAAAGCAUGGAAGUCUCUCAUCGACAGCUCCGAUUUUAUUGCACAUUAUAGCGGCCAACAGCAACAUCUACUUGUAAGUUAUCAUGAUGAUUUUGACCGAAAAUACGUUUCAGUUGUUGAUGAUGAUGCUUUUCCCCGACAUAAAGUGCCUUUGACUGUUCCCGUACCUGUUGACAUGCUUAAACAUUCUAGAAUAAUCGGCAGCUCUCAUGGCUUGUUGUGUUUGUAUUCUGGUUAUGGCGAGACCGCUGUUGUUUGGAAUAUUUCAAUUAGAAGAGCUGUUGCUGUUAAUGUGCCUAAUGUAGGAGAUUAUUAUCGAUAUGGAGCUGUUCUAGGUUUUGGGGUUUGUGGUGAAACCAAUGACCCUAAGAUUGUCAAGAUUACGCCUAUGGACAGUACAAGUAGCAUCCCUUGGCAAAUUGAUGUUUUUACCUUAAGCAUAGGGGCUUGGAGACGUCCUUAUAGCACCAAUCUGCCUCGUAAAUCAUUAAACUUCGACUGUUCUCUGUUAGGUGUAGUUGUAGAUGGAGAUUUUUGUUGGCUUGCAACUGAUAGGAUUACUAUGGAUGGUGAACGUUGGUCUGUUAAUUUGAUUAUUUCAUUUGAUUUGACAAGUGAAGAAUUUACAGAAAUAAACCUCCCAGAUGCUUUAGCACACCUCGAACGUCUUCAUCUGUCCAUGUCGAAACUUAGGGAGUCUCUUGUUCUGAUUCAAGGUUACCUGUGCAAUGAAGACGUUUUCCAUGUAUGGAUGAUGGAGGAUGACGUUCCAAAAUUGUUUACAAAGAUGUUCACUAUUUGUAUACCAGGUGUAGUAGUUCUAGGAGUAUUGGAAUUUAGGAAGAGUGGUGAACCUAUAAUUGAAAUUUUAGACUCUUCUUGUGAUCCAUAUGAAGACGAUUCAUCGCUUGUUGUUUAUGAACCUUGCUCAAAACACAUCACUCAUCUUGGGAUUAGUGGAAUGUGUUCAUUUUUUUUGUCUUGCUACAUGGGAAGUUGUCUUGGGAUUAGUGGAAUGUGCUCAUUUUCUUCGUAUUCUUACAAGGAGACACUACUUCUGCUUGAUCAUCCGGAUCUUACAACUUAUGACAUUUGA